This is a messenger RNA of Raphanus sativus (radish), 1264 nucleotides long. RefSeq names its product E3 ubiquitin ligase BIG BROTHER-related. Bases 162 to 1100 code for a protein of 312 amino acids. The record is from RefSeq and is a predicted model, not a curated record. The transcript is spliced from 7 exons. NCBI's taxonomy places the organism in Eukaryota, Viridiplantae, Streptophyta, Magnoliopsida, Brassicales, Brassicaceae.
AAAUCAAAAGCAAACGAGAAACAAACACUAUUUGUAUUUCCCUUUCUCGUCUCUCCGUCGGCGUCCUGUCAUCGUUUUCUCAGAUUCCUGGAAUCAUUCUCUUUCGAUACCCAACCCCUUCCUUCCUUCAUUCUCCGAUUCGAAAACCCUAGCUUCCAAUCAUGCCCAUGGAGAACGACAAAGACCACGGUGUCAACGUCGUCGUCACCGCCGAGCAAGCGAGCAAGGUUAACGACAGCACUGACGUACGGUUACCGGAGAAUCUUCAGACCGGCGUCGUAUCGGAUUCCGGAGGUGGAAGCGAGAAAGGAGAUGAAUCGGUGGUGGAUACGGCGGUGGCGGUGGCUGCGGAUGAGAGCGGAUCGAAUUCGGUGGGAGAGCUACCUCCCCGAUCUUCCUCAGCGAGAGUUCCGUUCACUAAUCUGAGCCAGAUUGAUGCCGAUCUUGCUCUUGCUCGCACGCUCCAAGAACAGGAGCGGGCGUAUAUGAUGCUGACGAUGAACAGUGAGGUGAGUGACUAUGGGAGUUGGGAAACUGGAAGCUAUGUAUACGAAGAGGAUGAGGAUGAUGACGAAUAUGAAACAGAUGAUGAUCCUCAGGAAGAUGCGCCAGUUGUUAAUGCUCAUGAAGAGGAUCAAGAAGAUGAGGAAGAAGCUGGCUAUUCAGAUGAUGAAACCUUUGCUAGAGCUCUUCAGGAAGCUGAGCAAAUCUUAUCUGGGUUAGGAAAUCGGGUUGAAGAUCCGGAGGAUGAGGAGGAUCAUACUUCUCAGGAAGCGUGGGACGAGAUGGAUCCUGAUGAGCUUUCAUAUGAGGAGUUACUUGCACUUGGCGAUAUUGUAGGAACCGAGAGUAGAGGGUUGUCUGCUGAUAUGAUUGCAUCUUUGCCUUCAAAAAGAUAUAAAGAUGGAGACAAUCAGAACGGAACCAAUGAAUCGUGUGUUAUAUGUCGUUUAGACUAUGAGGAUGACGAUAACUUGAUACUGCUUCCAUGCAAACAUUCUUACCAUUCGGAGUGCAUAAAUAACUGGUUGAAGAUAAACAAGAUUUGCCCGGUAUGCAGCGCAGAAGUUUCAACUUCCACAGCUGGACAAGAAAGCUAAUGAGAGGAAACGAAAAGGUUUCCAGGAGAGAAAAAAUUGUAAGCUAAGAACUGUGUUAUGGCUUAGCUGUCUGUUUGUACACUAUAUAAACAAAACCAUCAUCAGAUUUGCUUGGAUCCUUUGAACAAUCUCAUAAAUUGGAACUUUCUCAAAGCUUUUCUUAA